Tricharina praecox is the source of this 903-nucleotide messenger RNA. RefSeq lists its product as uncharacterized. Gene Ontology annotation, biological process: cytokinin biosynthetic process. Gene Ontology annotation, cellular component: cytosol. Lineage: Eukaryota; Fungi; Ascomycota; Pezizomycetes; Pezizales; Pyronemataceae. The record is from RefSeq and is a predicted model, not a curated record. Bases 129 to 776 code for a protein of 215 amino acids. Gene Ontology annotation, molecular function: hydrolase activity, hydrolyzing N-glycosyl compounds. The transcript has a single exon.
GCUCGAAGUUCUACUUAAUUCUACUCAACACCCGCAACUCCCUGCGUCAUCUCUUCAAAUCCCACACGAACGCACUCAUCUCGGGCUCCUCAUCUCUCUCAAAUCGCCUUCAUCGAUAUCUACACACAAUGGCCUCUACCGCUGCCACCAUCAGCGCCGCUGGCGCCUUCACCGUCUGCGUCUUCUGCGGCGCCAACCCCGGCGCCUCCCCGCAAUACCAGCAAGCGGCCUACGACCUCGCCGCUCUCUUCCACAAGAACAGCUGGAACCUCGUCUACGGCGGCGGCACAGUGGGGUUGAUGGGCGCGGUUUCGCGCACGCUCGUUUCCCUCUCCGGCCCCACCUCCGUCCACGGGAUUAUUCCGCGGCCGUUGAUCAAGUUCGAGCAGGGCGGUGUCAUCGCGCCGGCGAGUGAGUACGGUACUACUACCGUCGUGGAGGAUAUGCAUGCGAGAAAGGCGAUGAUGGGGAGGUUGUCGAAAGCGUUUGUCGUCAUGCCUGGUGGAUUCGGUACGAUGGAGGAGUUCUUUGAGGUAGUUACGUGGAAUCAGUUGGGGAUUCAUGAUUGUCCGGUGGUGGUGCUCAACAUCGGGGGGUUCUAUGAUGGACUGCUUGGUUGGGUCACGAAGGCUAUCGAGGAGGGUUUCAUCAAGGAGAAUUUGAGAGGGAUCAUCGUCGAGGCGAAGACAGUGGAUGAGGUGGAGGAGGCGAUAAGAAACUAUACGCCUGCGGAGGGAAGGUUUGAUUUGGAUUGGAAGAGUGAAGGGAAGGUUUGAGAAAGAAACGUGUCCAAUGGUUUCAUCGGCUUUGCGGCGUUUCUUAGUAGAUUGUACCGGAUGAUUUUGUUUGCUCCAUCUGGUUCACUUUUUCCUUGUCUUGUUUUAGAGAACAGAACAGCUGGUU